AUGCCAAAUAAAAUACGUUUUUGUAUUAUUUGUAAACGUUAUGAUCGUAAAACUCGAUCAAGUUAUACACGUAUAUAUACAAUUGAACGUGAAAACAAAUUACUUGAAGGUUAUCGACGUCGAUAUAAUGGACAAGAAUUAAAUCAACCUAUUUUAAAUCAACUUGUUCAUCAAAAAUGUUACAAUAAACUAGUUCAAGGUGUACCAUCAAGUGAUGCAAAUGAUAUUUUAACAUCUAUUGAACAAAAACAAGAUGAUAAUGAUGAAGAACAAGAACAGACAUCAUUAAUUCAAUUUCGUUCACGUAUGCCAUUACCAUCAAAUGUUAAUAGACAUUUAUUUGAACGUCGUCAACGUGUUUGUGCUAUAUGUAAUCGUUAUGGUUAUAGAUCUCAUAAUAAAAUGAAACAAAUUGUAUCAAAUUUUAUGGCAAAUAAAUUAGCUGAAGGUUUUUCUCAUAUAUAUAAACGACCUUAUGGUCAAUCAUUACUUGAUGCUUAUAUACAUGAAUCAUGUUUUCGAAAACUUUAUUCAAGUUAUCGAUAUCAUACAUCAAAAAAUUUUACAAAUAGAAAUCCUUUACAAUAUCAAGAACAAUUUGUUCGUCAAUUAGUAUAUUCUCCACAUGAAACACGAAGUCGUACAAAUCUUAAUAAAUCAUCAUUAGAAACAGAAUCAAAAGACUGUACAUCAAAAAUAACAACUGAUGAAACUGCUAAUUUGUCAAUAGAACGAUUAUUUUCUACGCCAUUUUAUACAUCUGUUGCAACAACAAAUCCAAAUGCUGAACUUACUGCACGAUCUUGUCUAUUUCGACCAUGUUUACAACGACUUACGACAGAAGAAAUCAAAUUUUAUACAAAACGAAAUACAACAUCGGAAAUCAUCAAUGAAAAUAAUACAUUAACAACAAGUUAA
Messenger RNA from Rotaria sp. Silwood2, 918 nucleotides. NCBI's taxonomy places the organism in Eukaryota, Metazoa, Rotifera, Eurotatoria, Philodinida, Philodinidae. The record is from the annotation of a GenBank genome assembly.